GUUCUUCUCGUUGGCCAAUGACGUCCAUUCUCAACGAUCAACGACACGACAGACAGAAGCUUUGGAGAUAACGAACAGAUUGACGAUUGUUGGCUGCUGUUAUUGUUGACAUUCAUAACACAAUCCCACAAAAAGCCACGAACCAAACAGAACCAAGCCAAGAUGAUGAAGCCAACGACCUCUAUUGAGCGUCCGUGGAGGACCCUUUUGACCUUGAUACUGAGUGUUGCCUCUACUACAUUAGUCCAAGGCAGCAGCAGUCCACAAAGUGACAAUGACACGAAUGACUCCAUGUCGUCAUUGAUACACCGAUAUCACAAUGACACUUCCUCCAGUGGAUUUCCUUUGGAUAGCAAGGACCAAAACAAGGCGGCAACCGUUUUCUUGACAUUUUCGCUCCUCUUUGGGUUUGCUCUGUUUGGAUUGAAUUUGCGCCAAAAAUCAUUUCGACGAAUCGAAAAUUUGUCAGCAUACCGGCGGGGGACGUAUGAAGGAGUUUCGCUAUUGGAAUUGCCUCCGGGGGAUUACAAUACCAGUGGAACCGCUAGUGGAACUGCUACAGAAAAUGAUGAUGACAAAGAAGGAGAAGAAAAAGAUGCCAACAAUUCACAGCCACAAGAACAGGAGGAACCAAAAAUCUAAGAUAUUGGAUGGAUUGAUGAUGGUGGCAAGAUUGGUAUCAGACUCCGCACAAAUCCAAUUCAUAGCUCUAAUAUUGAAGAAGAAAAAACAUCCCUUGGAAAGAUGGUCCUCCACAAAAUCUACAUUCCAUCAAAAAGGACACAUGUUGGCAAAAGUCCACUAUUUGGUCUAGCUAGUGGUCCCUUCUUGCCAGGUUGCUUUCUGAAACAUACAUGCAAUACAGUACGACUAGCUAGAAUAAACCAAAAACUGCUAUCUAUAUAAUGCAUAUGAUUUAUGAAUUC
This is a messenger RNA of Seminavis robusta, 926 nucleotides long. The record is from the annotation of a GenBank genome assembly. Lineage: Eukaryota; Bacillariophyta; Bacillariophyceae; Naviculales; Naviculaceae.